Molecule: messenger RNA, 882 nt
Organism: Myzus persicae (green peach aphid)
Lineage: Eukaryota; Metazoa; Arthropoda; Insecta; Hemiptera; Aphididae
Exons: 2
Coding region: 1-882 (293 amino acids)
Source: RefSeq, a predicted model, not a curated record
AUGCUACUCUCGCCGAAUUUGACCAGCAACCUGACGGCAUCAGGACCAACGCCGUUCGAUCCGGGGUCGCCUGUCUUUCUUACUUCUAUCCCCUGUCGUAUUUUACUUUUUGCUGACGAUUUAAAGCUCUUUGCUAAGAUAUCUUCAAUAAAUGAUUGCCAUGUCCUUCAAGAAUCAUUAGAUGGGUUUUUGAUCUGGUGUAAAACAGUUGGCCUAAAUGUCAACGAAGACAAAUGUAAAGUCAUGUCCUUCUAUAGAUCUAGAACAUGUAUUGAUUUUAAUUACACAAUAAACGGGAUACCUCUAAAGCGAGUUCAAGAGACUAAAGAUCUUGGAUUCAUAUAUACACCAACUCUAUCUUUUAGAUCUCAUAUAGAUUAUAUAUCCUGCAAGGCCUUAAAGAUUAUAGGUUUCAUUCGUCGUCAUACCACUGAGUUCAAUUCAGCGCCUUGCUUGGUUGCACUUUAUUGUUCCCUUGUAAGAUCAAUCUUGGAUUAUGGAUCGAUAGUUUGGAACCCAUCACUUCAAGUCGAGACAAAACUUAUCGAAAGAGUUCAAUCUCGUUUCCAUAGUCUUGCCGGAUUUCUACUUAAAAUUAACCACCCUCAGCACAAUUACAUACCAGUAAUGAAUACAUUAAAACUGUGUUCUCUUAAAAAUCGACGAGAAAGAGCUGACCACCUGUUGUUAUUUAACCUACUUCAUGGGAAGGUGGAUGCACCCCGACUCCUGGAGCGCAUUAAUAUACGUAUUCCAAGUUUUCAUACCAGAUCUCAAGAGCCAUUCCUCAUCCCCACUUCAAGGUCCAACUUCCUGAUGAACGAUCCCUUAGUUAGAGCUAUGCGCUCGUCGAAUAAUAAUAAUUUUGAUCUUUGGCCUUAA